Messenger RNA from Meriones unguiculatus (Mongolian gerbil), 914 nucleotides. RefSeq names its product relaxin 3 (gene Rln3). The coding region runs from base 20 to 448 and encodes 142 amino acids. Gene Ontology annotation, molecular function: hormone activity. Gene Ontology annotation, cellular component: extracellular region. The record is from RefSeq and is a predicted model, not a curated record. NCBI's taxonomy places the organism in Eukaryota, Metazoa, Chordata, Mammalia, Rodentia, Muridae. The transcript is spliced from 2 exons.
GCAGGCGUCUCAGCUGAUCAUGACAACGGCCAUGCCACGCGGGCUGCUGCUGCUGGCCGCCUGGGCCCUCCUCGGGGCGCUCCUGCUGCAGGCUGAAGCGAGGUCUGAGCCGAUGAAGCUGUGUGGUCGCGAGUUCAUCCGCGCGGUCAUCUUCACCUGCGGGAGCUCACGAUGGCGCCGGACGAACCGCCAGGCCCGUGACUCUCUCGGGAACUUCUUCCCUGAUGGACAAGCCAGUACAGACAACCUGCCCAGCGAACUGGACGAAGCUGUGGGCUCCAGCGAGUGGCUGGCCCUGACCAAAUCCCCCCAGGCCUUCUAUGGUGGUCGACCCAGCUGGCAAGGGUCUCCUGGGGUGGUUCGCAGCAGCAGGGAUGUGAUGACAAGCCUUUCCAGCAGAUGCUGCGAGUGGGGCUGCAGUAAGAGCCAAAUUAGCAGCUUGUGCUAGGACCCGGGUUGGGCGAUGAGGAAGCAGCCCGAGACUCCAACCCGCUCUACGCUGUGUGAAGUUAAGGAGCACAGACAAGGCUCUGAGGCUCCACUGCCUCCUCGCAGACCCCCUGCCCAGAUGCGCGCUACAGGACGAGCCAACCUAUCCCCACCUUGCUCCGGGCCACGCCCCAUCCAGCCAAACAGGAACUUCAUCUUCAUGGCUGAGUUCUAACCCGCCCCAAUCCCGUCCUACGGAGCCCCGCUGCAACCAAAUGCUCACCUACCCAAACUGGCCACACUGAGCCCCCUGUCCCUUAUCCCCGCCUAAUUGCCACUACUGUUCCCUGGCCAGGCCAGUGCAAGCUGCCCCCUGCUCCUGUCCCUUCAGUGCCCAAACCACAGCGCCCUGUGUAGACCCCAGGGCUGAGGGAGCGAGAUGCCCUGUACUUAGACUUCCCCACCAAAAAAUAAAGGUUCAGUUC